UUUGAGUUUUCUAAUCCAAACAAAACCUCUUUUUUGCUUUCUUUUUCUUUUUCCUAUUUUUCCUAUUUUUUUCGAAUUUCAUUUCCAUCCCUCUCUCUCUCCCUCUCGCUCUCUCGCUCGUCGGAGAACUGGAACUUUUCUCUCUCUGCUUGAUCGUACGAUUCGAGAAUUGUCUCUGACUUUCAGCGUGGUUGGUAGGAUUGAGGUCGGCAAUUCUUGAGGAAGCUUCCUGGCGACGACUUGAAGAAGAAGUAAAAGAGAAUAUAAGACUUUGAGCUGGAGAUGGAUAUUGCUCCAUCUUAAAUCACACCUGGUAGGGAAGUUUGGAAAUUGAAGUGAUGACAAAGCACCGCUUGAGUGAAUCCAUUAAGUCCUUGUUUGGAAGUCACAUCAAUUCAGAGAAGCAUGAAGAGCUGAAAGGAACUAAAAUAGGUAUUGAUGACAAGGUGAAUAAAAUAUUGAAGCUUCUAAAAGAUGAAGAUCUUGAAGAAAAAGAUGCCAUCUCAGUAGAGAACUCCAAAAAGGAACCUCUUGUUGAGCUAAUUGAGGAUUUCCACAAAGAGUACCAAUCACUCUAUGCACAAUAUGAUCAUCUAACCGGAGUGCUAAAGAAAAAAGCUCAUGGCAAACAAGAAAAGGACAGCUCAUCUUCAUCAAGCUCAGACUCAGAUUCAGAGUAUUCUUCAAAUGACAAAAGCAGUAAAAAUGGACUGUUGAAAAGUGACUUUCAGAAAACUGAUGGGAUCAAACAUGAACUUGAAUCAGCACAUCUAGAAGUUGCUGACCUGAAGAGGAAAUUGACAGCUACAAGUGAAGAGAAGGAAGCUUUAAACUUAGAACACGAGGCGGCUUUGACCAAGAUAGAAGAAACAGAAAAAAUUGCCAGAGACUUGAAGACUGAAGCUGAAAGGUUAGAUGUUGAAAAUUCGCAACUUUUGGCUGAGAAUAAUGAGCUAAAUAAAAAACUGGAAGCUGGUGGAAAGAUAGAAGCUGAACUAAAUCAAAGAGUAGAAAAUGUGGAAAGAGAGAGAGAUAACUUGAUUCAGGAGAAAGAGACUGCUCUGAGAAGGAUAGAGGAAGGAGAAAAUAUUACAGCAGAGUUAAGAACCAUGGUUGAUCGGCUGAAAGAUGAAAAAGUAACCCUUGAGCAAGAACUAGAAUCCGUUCAAGGGGAAGUUUCCAAUUUGAAGCAGCAGCUGGAAUCUGCAGAACAGCAGGUGUCAGAUGUAAGCAAAGCUAAGGAGGAAGAGACCUUGAAAAAUUCGGAGAUGUCAAAUGAAAUUCAGCAGGCGCAGAACAUGAUACAAGAACUCACGGUUGAAUCUAGUCAACUAAAGGAGAAAUUGGGUCAGAAAGAAAAUGAAUAUUCAACUCUGUCUGAGAGGCAUGAGCUGCAUGAGAACAAAACCUCAGCUCAAAUAAAGGGAUUACAGGCUACAGUGACAGGGCUGGAACUGGAACUAGAAUCUUUGCAAGGUCAGAAAAGAGACAUGGAAGUGAAGAUUGAGAGCAAAGAAACUGAAGUUAAACAACUGGAAGAGGAAAACGCAGGACUACAAGUCCGAAUUUCAGAACUUGAAUCAGCAUCAAAUGAGAGAGCAGCCGAACUGUCUGCUCUAACAAAAGAACUUGAGGAUAACAAUAGUGAAUCUAUUCAGCUGAAGGAGAAGUUGGGUCAGACGGAAAAGGAGUAUUCAACUCUGUCCGAGAUGCAUGAGCUGUAUGAGAAUAAGACAUUGGCUCAAAUAAACGGAUUGGAGGCCCAAGUGACAGGGCUGGAACUGGAGUUGGAAUCUUUGCGAGGUCAGAAAAGAGAUAUAGAAGUGAAGCUUGAGAACAAAGAAACUCAAGCAAAACAACUAGAAGAAGAGAAUGCAGGAUUACAAGCCCAAAUUUCACAACUUGAAUCGACAUUAGAAGAGAGAGAAGCUGAACUUUCUGCUCUCACAAAGAAACUUGAGGACAGCAAUACUGAAUGUAGUCAGCUAAACGAGCAACUGGGUCUCAAGGAAAAGGAAUAUUCAACUCUGUCUGAGAGGCAUGAGCUGCAUGAGAACGAAACCUCGGCUCAAAUAAAGGGAUUACAGGCUACAGUGUCAGGGCUGGGACUGGAACUAGAAUCUUUGCGAGGUCAGAAUAGAGACAUGGAAGUGAAGAUUGAGAUCAAAGAAACUGAAGUUAAACAACUGGAAGAGGAAAACGCAGGACUACAAGUCCGAAUUUCAGAACUUGAAUCAGUAUCAAAUGAGAGAGCAGCUGAACUGUCUGCUCUAACAAAAGAACUUGAGGAUAACAAUAGUGAAUCUAUUCAGCUAAAGGAGAAGUUGGGUCAGACAGAAAAGGAGUAUUCAACGCUGUCCGAGAUGCAUGAGCUGUAUGAGAAUAAGACAUUGGCUCAAAUAAAAGGAUUGGAGGCCCAAGUGACAGGGCUGGAACUGGAAUUGGAAUCUUUGCGAGGUCAGAAAAGAGAUAUAGAAGUGAAGCUUGAGAACAAAGAAACUCAAGUAAAACAACUAGAAGAAGGGAAUGCAGGAUUACAAGCCCAAAUUUCAAAACUUGAAUUGACAUUAGAAGAGAGAGAAGCUGAACUUUCUGCUCUCUCAAAGAAACUUGAGGACAGCAAUACUGAAUGUAGUCAGCUAAACGAGCAACUGGGUGUCAAAGAAAACGAAUAUUCAACUCUGUCUGAGAGGCAUGAGCUGCAUGGGAACGAAACCUCGGCUCAAAUAAAGGGAUUACAGGCUACAGUUUCAGGGCUGGAACUGGAACUAGAAUCUUUGCGAGUUCAGAAAAGAGACAUGGAAGUGAAGAUUGAGAGCAAAGAAACUGAAGUUAAACAACUGGAAGAGGAAAACGCAGGACUACAAGUCCGAAUUUCAGAACUUGAAUCAGUAUCAAAUGAGAGAGCAGCUGAACUGUCUGCUCUAACAAAAGAACUUGAGGAUAACAAUAGUGAAUCUAUUCAGCUGAAGGAGAAACUUGAGAACAAAGAAACUCAAGUAAAACAACUAGAAGAAGAGAAUGCAGGAUUACAAGCCCAAAUUUCAAAACUUGAAUCGACAUUAGAAGAGAGAGAAGCUGAACUUUCUGCUCUCACAAAGACACUUGAGGACAGCAAUACUGAAUAUAAUCAACUAAAUGAGCAACUGGGUCUCAAGGAAAAGGAAUAUUUAACUCUGUCUGAGAUGCACAAGCUGCAUGAGAAUGAAACAUUGGCUCAAAUAAAGGGAUUGGAGGAGAAAGUUUUGGGGCUGGAACUGGAGCUGGAAUCUUUGCGACAUCAGAAAAGUGAUUUGGAAGUAGAGAUUGAGAGCAAAGAAACUGAAGCAAAACAACUGGGAGAGGAGAAUGCAGGACUACAUGCCCGAGUUUUGGAGCUUGAAUUGAUAUCAGAAGAGAGAGAAGCUGAACUUUCUGCUCUCACAAAGAAACUUGAGGACAGCAAUAAUGAAUCAUCAUCUAGAAUAGCAGAUUUGGCAGCACAGAUCAGUAAUCUGCUAGCUGACAUAGAUUCUUUGCGUGCCCAGAAAGUUGAAUUGGAGGAACAGAUGGUAUGUAAAGGUGAUGAAGCAUCAACUCAGGUCAAGGGCUUAAUGGAACAAGUAAAUGUCUUGCAGCAAGAAUUGGAGUCCCUACUCAGCCAGAAAACUGAAUUGCAAGUGCAGAUUGAGAAUAAAACUCAAGAAACUUCAGAGUACUUGAUACAGAUACAAAAUCUGAAAGAGGAGAUAACAAACAAGAUAACGGAUCAUCAGAGGAUUGUGGAAGAGAAAGAGAGUUUGACAGCAGAAAAGAGAGACAUUGAGAUAAAGGUGGACUCGAUACACAACCACAAAAGUGAACUUGAAGAGGAGAUAAGAACUAAAGUCCUUGAGAACGAUCAGUUCAGAGCAGAAAUUGUGGAGCUGAAGGAUCAAAUUUCUGAAUUUGAGAUGAAACUAUCGCAAAUAGAGGUCGAGUUCUCUUCUCUCCAGGAGAAACAUGAAAGUUCUGUGAACGAUGCAUCUGCUCAAAUAGAAGCCUUUGUGUCACAGGUGAACAGUCUACAGCAGGAUUUGGAUUCAUUGCAGACCCAGAAGAAGCAGAUAGAGUUGCAAUUUGAGAAGGAGAAACAAGAACAUUCAGAGAGCCUGACGCUAUUGGAAAAUGAAAAAGCGGAGUUAACGAGCAAGAUCACCGAUCAUCAGAGACUGCUGAAUGAACGGGAGGAUUCGUACAAGAAGUUAAAUGAGGAAUAUAAACAGCUUGAAAGUCAGUUUCACGACAGCAAGGUCAAUCGAGACUCUGCAGAAAGGAAAAUUGAGCAAAUGGUGCUAGAAUUCAGUACAAAAGUUGAAUCCAAAGAUCAGAUAAUAGCUGAUUUGGAACAAGCAGCUGAAGACCUGAAAAGAGAUCUUGAAGAAAAAGGGGACGAGCUUAGUUCUUUGGUUGAUAAUUCCCGGAAUAUUGAAGUUAAGUUGCGGUUGUCAAACCAGAAGCUCCGUGUUACAGAGCAGUUAUUGACUGAGAAGGAAGAGAGCUUCAGACGUGCAGAACAAAAGUUCCAGGAAGAACAAAGAGCACUAGAAGACAGAAUUGCUACAUUGUCUGGUACAAUUUCUGCAAACAAUGAAGCCUAUCAAAGAAACAUCACGCAUAUCUCAGAAAAUGUGAACAGUUCCUUGACUGUAUUGGAAUCUGUGAUCAAGAAAUUUGUGGAUGACUAUGCAAAGUAUGAGAAGUGUAUUCUAGGAACAACAAAGGAGCUUCAAACUGCAAAGAACUGGAUUGCGGAAACAAAUGGUGAAAGAGUGAAGUUGAAGGAGGAGGUAGGGGACCUAAUCGAACAACUGCGUGGUAAGAAAGAAGAAGCGUUGGUGUUCAGAGAGCAGGUUGAGAAGUUGAGGGCAACUGCAAGAGGGGAGGAAGUGGAGAAGGGGGGUCUGAUCAAAGCUGUGAAGCAACUUGAGAAGACGGUAGAGGACUUGGAGAAGACGGUGGGAGAGAAAAAUGAGGGCUUACUAGGAUUGGCGGAGGAGAAGAGGGAAGCCAUAAGGCAGCUGUGCAUAUGGAUCGAGUAUCACCAAAGCCGGUAUGAUGAUCUCAAGGAAGUGCUCUCAAAGAUGACUGCUGCAAGAGGCCAGAGGAGGGCGUAGUUUCCUCGUCCUUGGGGGAUAAUUAUCUUUUUUUUCCCUUUCCAUUGCAGUAUGACCAUUUUAGCUGUUGCUUCAUGUAAUUUUUUUUUCUUGUUUGA
Prunus avium (sweet cherry) is the source of this 5233-nucleotide messenger RNA. It is a transcript of the gene CIP1, whose product is annotated as COP1-interactive protein 1. Gene Ontology annotation, molecular function: structural constituent of cytoskeleton; actin binding. The record is from RefSeq and is a predicted model, not a curated record. Gene Ontology annotation, cellular component: cytoskeleton. Lineage: Eukaryota; Viridiplantae; Streptophyta; Magnoliopsida; Rosales; Rosaceae.